Prorocentrum cordatum is the source of this 672-nucleotide messenger RNA. The record is from the annotation of a GenBank genome assembly. Lineage: Eukaryota; Dinophyceae; Prorocentrales; Prorocentraceae.
AGGCGCCCCCGAGGGCUGCGUCGCCGAGGCGCGGUUGGACCCCGCGACGUUCAAGCAGGUCGUGAGCCGGGCGGUGCCAGAGUUCCCCCGGGAUCUGUGCGGCCGCCUCUUCAAAAAACUCGACGCCUUCGGUGUCGGCAAGCUCACGUUCGUGGAACUGGCCUGUGGCAUGUCCGCCCUGUCGUUAGGCACGAUGGACGAGAAGCUGCAGGUCUGCUUCGACCUCUUCGACUCCGAGGGGAGAGGAGCGCUCACGCUGAAGGACUUGGGGGACCUCUGCGCCACGCUCUUCCGCGUGGCCUUGGCCCAGGGCUUCGCUGGCGCGAAGGUGGCGAGCACCGACGAGGUGCUGGGCAACAUGGAGCGCUUCGACUGGUCCACGGAGCAAGCAGGCUCGGGCGACGUGGUCACCGAACUCUCGAAGUCUUGGAGGAGCCCCAGCGGUGUGGGGAGAUCGGCCAGGAUGAGCCUGCCUCCAGGAAACAUGCUGCGCGUGCCGAGAUCUCCCCCGACCGCCUCGUUCGCCUCCACUUCCAUGUACGUCACCUCGCCCACGGAGCCCACCGGGCUGGAAGGCGGGCGUGAGCAGCCCUGGCGCUCCAUGCUGAUGCGCCUGCUGGUCGCGGCGCACGUUCACUCGCCGGGGGGGCCGCCGCUGGUGGCCUUCGAGGA